This is a messenger RNA of Tarenaya hassleriana, 974 nucleotides long. RefSeq names its product protein CHROMATIN REMODELING 4-like. Gene Ontology annotation, cellular component: chromatin; nucleus. The record is from RefSeq and is a predicted model, not a curated record. The transcript has a single exon. Gene Ontology annotation, biological process: negative regulation of transcription by RNA polymerase II; chromatin remodeling. Gene Ontology annotation, molecular function: ATP hydrolysis activity; ATP-dependent chromatin remodeler activity; DNA binding. NCBI's taxonomy places the organism in Eukaryota, Viridiplantae, Streptophyta, Magnoliopsida, Brassicales, Cleomaceae. The annotation marks the transcript as partial.
ACAAGAGAACAAGUUCCUACAGAUUUAAUGUUCUUUUAACGACUUAUGAAAUGAUUCUUGCUGAUUCAUCUCAUUUACGGGGAGUUCCAUGGGAAGUUCUUCUCGUUGAUGAAGGGCAUCGUCUAAAGAAUUCAGAAAGUAAGCUGUUUAGCUUGCUCAACACAUUCUCGUUCCAGCACCGCGUGCUUUUGACAGGCACCCCUCUUCAGAAUAACAUUGGUGAGAUGUAUAAUCUUCUCAACUUCUUGCAACCAUCAUCAUUUCCUUCUUUAUCUUCUUUUGAAGAGAAGUUCCAUGAUCUGACAACUGCUCAGAAAGUAGAGGAACUGAAGAAACUUGUUGCUCCUCAUAUGCUUCGGCGGCUUAAAAAAGAUGCCAUGCAAAAUAUUCCACCAAAGACAGAGAGGAUGGUGCCAGUUGAAUUGACUUCAAUCCAGGCUGAAUAUUAUCGUGCAAUGCUAACUAAGGACUAUCAGAUACUGCGGAAUAUCGGAAAGGGGGUGGCUCAGCAGUCGAUGCUCAACAUUGUGAUGCAGUUAAGAAAGGUUUGCAAUCACCCAUAUCUCAUACCAGGCACUGAGCCAGAAUCUGAAUCAGUGGAGUUUCUUCAUGAGAUGAGGAUAAAAGCUUCAGCUAAGUUGACUCUGUUGCAUUCCAUGCUUAAGGUGCUACAGAAGGAAGGGCAUAGAGUUCUGAUAUUCUCGCAGAUGACAAAGCUUCUCGACAUUCUGGAAGAUUACAUGAAUGUCGAGUUUGGUCCUAAAACAUACGAAAGAGUGGAUGGUUCUGUUUCUGUAGCUGAUCGCCAGACAGCCAUAGCCCGUUUCAACCAAGACAAAAGUCGGUUUGUGUUUUUGUUAUCCACACGCUCCUGUGGCCUUGGUAUCAAUUUGGCAACAGCUGAUACUGUCAUUAUCUAUGAUUCUGAUUUCAACCCUCAUGCCGAUAUCCAAGCUAUGAAUAGAGCUCAUCGA